CCGUCCAAAUAAAAUCUUCAUAUAAAUACAAACCAAUCAAACAGACUUUUUAAGGGUAUAAACAGAGUCUUCCUGAACUAUAGUAUAGCUCUGGCAAUAUCAAUAUAUAAUAUUUAUAUAUGGUUUAGUUUAGCAUAACUGAGUUGAAUCAUCAAAUAUAGAGAGAUCAGAACCAAUCAUGGAAGAAGUAAGAGAUUGUUGUUCAACAAUAAUAAGAAACAGAGGAAGCAAAAACAACAACCCUCAAGAAAAACACCACAAACAAAAACAAGAGAAACCAUACAGAGGAAUAAGAAAAAGAAAGUGGGGUAAGUGGGUAGCAGAAAUAAGAGAACCAAACAAAAGAUCAAGAAUUUGGUUAGGUUCAUACACAACUCCGGUAGCCGCGGCUCGAGCUUACGACACCGCGGUAUUUUAUCUAAGAGGUCCUACGGCGCGUCUUAAUUUCCCCGAAUUAUUGUUUCAAGACGAUGACGAACACAACAACGACGACGGUUCUAUUCAACAAGGUAAUAUGUCUGCUGAUUUGAUACGUAAAAAAGCUACUAAAGUCGGUGCUAGAGUUGAUGCUCUUCAAACAGCUCUUCAAGCUUCAUCUAUUUCUACUUCAGCUCAAUUUAACUCUGAUGUUAAACCAGAUUUAAAUGAGUUUCCAGAACCUGAAGAUUAUUAAUCUUUUUACUUUAAGGAUUAAUAUUCUUGAUAUCAAUGAUAUCAUAAUUUCUCUCUGUAAUAUUCUCUAUUAAUCCAUGAAUCAACGGCUAAGAUUUUGUUAUCAUGGGGGUUGUAACUUAAACUUCCCUUACUCUGUUUAUUUUCUUGUUAACAAGAAAUAGUAGAUUAUAGACCCUUGUCAUGAAUUAAUGUAACUUACUUUUAAUUAAGGCAUGCAAUUACUCUUCAUUAA
Trifolium pratense (red clover) is the source of this 907-nucleotide messenger RNA. Its product is annotated as ethylene-responsive transcription factor RAP2-1-like. Lineage: Eukaryota; Viridiplantae; Streptophyta; Magnoliopsida; Fabales; Fabaceae. The record is from RefSeq and is a predicted model, not a curated record. Gene Ontology annotation, molecular function: DNA binding; DNA-binding transcription factor activity. Gene Ontology annotation, biological process: regulation of DNA-templated transcription. The transcript has a single exon. Bases 179 to 673 code for a protein of 164 amino acids.